Saprolegnia parasitica CBS 223.65 is the source of this 5233-nucleotide messenger RNA. RefSeq lists its product as hypothetical. Bases 11 to 5188 code for a protein of 1725 amino acids. The transcript is spliced from 2 exons. Lineage: Eukaryota; Oomycota; Saprolegniomycetes; Saprolegniales; Saprolegniaceae. The record is from RefSeq and is a predicted model, not a curated record.
CUUUAGUGAUAUGCAGCACGGCAGCCCCACCGUCUUUCAGGUGCCCGUGCGCCGCAGCUCGUACGCGCGGCUGCUUCAGUGGGUUGGUCUUGGCUACGUCCUCGUCUCGACGGGCUGGAGUUUAUACUGUCUCGUGCUCUUCACGCCGUACGUGGCCAAUGACUUCUUUUGGACGGGCUUUGCGACCGAGGGCACCUCACGUGUGCUUCUUGCGCUGCUCAACACGCAGCUCGAUAUGCGUGGAAGUGGAUCGCUCGACCUUCUCUCGCUAUCGCUGCCGACAGCUUUCUCAGACACGGCGCCGAAUGGCUAUGGGCGUCGCCUCCUCUACGACGAGUUAACGACACCGAUGACAGCUGUGCGCGGUCUGCGCGCGCUCGACGUGGCCUUGAUCAAGUACCUCGCGGCCAAGUACUGCUGGGUCGACUUUGGCCGCGUCUGGGAACUGGGCACCUCGGAGCGCACGAUGGCUCGCUGCGUCGCCCGUGACAUUCAAAACGGCGCCGUGUACAUGGAGGCGGUGUUCCGCAACGUUCAUUUUCAAGUGUGGUAUGCGCAUGACGCGACACACCUCGACAAGUACCUCUUCGACCCUAUUAGCCAGAGUGCGCCGAGAGGCCGCGAGUGGGUGAACAGUAUCCAGCGCCACACAUGGCUACCGCUUGACGACGAAGUUGCUGUGUGGGAGCAGUACAACAUCCACACCUUCCAGCUUCUGUACUCGAACCGCGUGCGCAUCGGCGUUCAAGAGACGAUUUGGAUUGAAAAUGCCCUUGGGAUGCUCAAUCCGCUUCUGAUCAAGUCGAUUCCGUCGGUGCAGCGCGGCCUCCCGGACUGGACAACGUCGUUCUUGACGGGCACGCUACAGUACGACCUCGUCGGGCUCAUGAUGGCGCCGAAUAUGAGCCUCGUUCGCAACACCUCCGGCUUCUUCGCCGACACGGACCCGGCCAUGCUCGAGCUCUACCUCCUCGGCAACAUUAGCCCUGUCAACAAAGUCUUGCACACGGCGCUGGACUUUCUCACCAACAUCCGCCUGCGCUAUAUCGCGCCCCCACCGUCGCUGAUGGCGCUCGUUCUGGCUUUCGACACGCUCGUGUUGGAAAUGCUCCGAGACAACUUCGACUUUGCGACCGCCUGGGGCAGCGUACCUACCUCAACCAACUUGUUGCCGGCGCCCGUCGCAUGGAGAGGCCGCUUGUCGUACGGCGGAAGCCCGCUCUGCGGGUACGGCAACCCACUUUCGUUGAUCCAAGAGUCGUUUGCGUUUGAUGACGCGUGCGUGGUCCCACUGCCCUUGACGUAUACGUGGACGCCCUUCAGCGGACUCUUUGCUGCGGCGCUGACGUCGCUACCUUCGUCGUCGUCGUUCUGCGCGCACGAAGCACCCACGUGCGCGACCGCUGUCGACCGCACGCUGCACGCCUUGUCGUUCGUUGCAUCGUUGACGCUCCAAGUACCCGACGACGCCAAGGCCUGGAACGUCUCGAUCGCUCAGUUUCUCGCCCCUAAAACCAACAGCAACAACAUUUCGCUCGCGCUGCAGCCGCUGCUCGAUGACACCAAUGCGUGGGCGCCGUACGGGUGGCUGAGUCUCUACGACUGGGCACACGGCAACCGCGAAGUUGUCUCGUUCGAAGGGGACCAUGGCACCCUACGGCUCAUGUCGGCGGCCCAUCCCCGCGUCGUCGCGCCCCGGAGCGCCACUGCCAGCGCAAGCGUCGGCGCAUACCUCUGGUACUCGGCGCUCCUCACGUCUAUUGUGCUCGUCUUCGUCGCAGCCAUGAUUGUCGUGCUGAUCGCAGGCGGGCGUCGGCACCGAACCCCGCACUGGUUUCACUUUCACCGGAUCUCGUCGUCCAUUUAUCUCAACUGGGGGCUCCUCUUUGUACGCGCACUCGUCGCCGCCGUCUGCUUGUCGAGCGCCCCGAUCGUGCCACAGACGCGCGGCGCGACGAUCGCCCUCGUGCAGGACCACCGGUCGCUGUGGACGAGCAUGUUUUUAGCCGGCGAGACGCUUUGGCUCACGUUUGUCGCGCAAGAGUGUCUGCACCCGAUCCUUCUCGAGGCGCUGCACAAAUGGACGACCGGUGCUGCGUGGUGCGUCAUCGUGCUCCUCGACGUCGCGUCGCCCGUGUCGAUCGAGGCCCAUCUUGCCCAUGUGUGUCGAACCACCGACAUGGACAUCGCACUCCAAUGCGAAGCCGGCAGCGUCCGCAUCGGCAGCUUUACCCGCGUACUCACAAUCAUCGGAAUUCAGCUCGGCGGCGUUCUUCUCGCGGUCGGUGGUUCGGUGCUGUGUCGCCCCCGAAGGUCGUCGCAAACGCAGGAGCAGCCGCCGCUGCUCUUACCGCCCAUGGUCCUCCAACUGUUCCCGACACAGGAAAAGCUCGACGAUGUGACCGCCGCCAUGUGCGGCCUGCUCUGGCUGCCAUGGUGGCAGCAACUCUUUAGCAUCAAGCUAUGGCUGCUCGUACCCGCGACCGUGCCAAAGGUGACGGUCGUUCAAAACAUGUCUCCGAUCCUGUUCAAGCACCAAGCCACGGCGUCGCGCGUGGCCAGAGCCGCGCCAUGCAUCCUUGUCGCUGGACUGGUGUACAUUGUGUGCACGCUCUUUAGCAACGUUGCGUACCUCUCGAUCGCCGCCGACUACAUGGCCAACGACUUUUUCUGGGCCGGCUUCAACACCUCGGGAAGCUACGCCUUUCUCGCGACGCGCGUCAACGCCGAGCUUCUCGUGAGCGCCUCAUCUCUCCUCGCGCUCGACAGCACCAAGUACAUCGACUAUUUUACAGCGUACGACGGAUCCCAGCCGAGCGCGCUCUUGUCGGCAGCCACCGCCACCCGCCGCGCGCUCUUCCACCCGAACGUGACGACAUUGGAGGCGGCGAUCCGAGGGCUGCGGGCGAUGGACCCGUGCCGGCUCCCGUGGAUGGCGACACAGUACUGCUAUCUCGACUUGGGCCGCGUCUGGGAGAUGGCGAGCACGGCCAAGCGCCAAGCGCGCUGUCGCCACAUGACGAGCAACGGCGCCGUCUUCCUCGAAACCGCUCUGCGCAAUGUACGCGACUGGCACGCGUUUGGCGCGUGCUGGGGCGACGCGUUUACCGCGGGUAUCGUCGCUGAGGUCGAGCGCAGCAGCGACGGCAAAGCGUGGCUACAGCAAACGAAAGGGGUCUCCACUACGAUCGCGGACGAAGCUGCGCGCUGGCGCCGCGCCAACAUCGCAGACCUCCUCGUGGAGAACGCGCUCGGACUGCACUUUUCCUUGCCGCUCGCGCAGGUCGCGGCGUCGUUCCACCCGACACGGCAGACGUCCAUGGUCAUGUACUGGGGCUUUGCGAGCGAUCUCUGGGCGGUCGACCCAAGCAACGAGACAGUUGUUGGCGGCUUGAGUCUGCUCCGGUCCAGUUCUCGCUUUGCCUUUGCCAACAUCAGUCGUCAAGCACUGCUUGUUGACAACUUGACGCUGUCAGCGCCGCUGCAAGGCGGCUAUGUCGCGCUCUCCGCCGCGCUCGGUCCCUUCAACGCGGUCGACAUGCUAUACGUCCUCUGCCCGACGCCUGUGCUUCAGUUCUACCACGGUCUUCUCGAGGCCGUCGCCAUUCUCACGACGGGCACGAACGUGUCGAUCCAAGCCAGCUAUCUUCGCAUCCCGACUUCGCCGCUCAUCAUUCCAGCGCCGUCCCCGUGGCUGGCCUAUCCGACGACGAUCAUCGCGGUGGGUGGCAACAUCUUUUGCCCUAUCAACCAAGUCGGCGGCCCUUUCUUCAUGGGCUACGGCGUCGGGUUUGCCGACACGAGCUUUUGCAACACGUUUGUGACCGACAACAUCGAGCCCUCGAUCAACCACGUGCUCUUCGCCACCGUUGGCUUCAACGCGACCUCGCGCCUUGCAUCGAACGACGACUGGCGCGCCAUCUGCAUGCUCAACACGUACAUGGACAGCGACUGUGCGGCCAAGUACGGUGUCGCAGAGCGCUUUCUACAUCAGCACGCAGCUGCCUUUACGGGUCUAAAGCCGCUCGCUACGAGCGCGUACGCGGCUGUCCACGCACUUGACGUUCAGCUGCUUCAGUAUGUCCUCAACAUCACCGACAUGGACAUGACCGACCCCAACAUGUCGAGCAUGAACAUGGUGACGCUCUUGCAGACCGACUUGCUUGGUACGGACGAUCGGCCGUGGCACUUUUACGCGUGGCUCCUCCUCUUCGAGUGGGCCAGCGGCAUGCGCGAGGUCGUUUCGUUUCAAGGCGACAAUGGCACUUUAACGACGCUCUCGCAAGCCCUGCAACCCAUCGCGAUGGCGCCCGACCCGCGCGUGAUUCGCACGUCGUACGCACCGUUUCUGCAGACGAUUGCCCAGUACAUUUCCGGUGUUCUCAUUGCGAUUGCGGGACUUAUGCUGCUGUACACCCUCCACAUGCGCGGCGUCGUCGAGGGCCUCAACCUCUUUGAACUGAACCGCGUCGUUGGCAUGGUCUGGAUCGGCCGGAGCUUUCUCAUUGUGCGCAGCAUCACAGCACUCUGCCUCCUCAACACGGCGACGCUCCAGCUUACGCGGUUGGGCGUUGGCACCCACUUUGCGUCGCCGCACUUGCCGUGGUUCAAGGUCCUUCUCGCGUCGGCCGAGAGCACGUGGCUGGUCUACGUCCUCAACGACCUCUUCAGCUGCGUCACCCAUCAGUACACGCCGUACUAUGCGUUCAAGAGCUCGCUCCUCGCGUGGGGUAUCACCUUUCUAUGGACGCUGCUGUCGCCGCUGGUACAAAGCGCGCAGCUCCAACGAGCUUGCGACUUUGUCGAUAUGGACGCUGGCCUUAUCUGCGUGAGUGGCGUUGUGCAUCUAGGCAGUCUCUCGCGCGUCCUAACGGCGAUGGCCAUUGCGUUCGGCUGCGUCGUUGGCUGCUAUGGGCUAGAACGUCUUGCGCGCCCGCAUUUGGUGAAGAACGAGGUGCCGACGCUAGCGCUCAACGCGCAGAGCUUUUACAUUCUCGAGUUGUACAAGUACGAGCACGAAUACUUUCUGGACAAGGCGAGCGCCGCCAUGGCCGGCAUCCUCUCCGUCGCGUUUCGCCAGCACGUGUACAUCCUCGACGUCAAGAUGUGGCGCUUCCUUGUGAUUCCAGAGCCUCAACGCAGCGCCUUCCAUCCGUACCAUCGUUGCUUGCCACUCAAUGCGUUAUAGAGAAAUAGACUGUAUUGGUUCUAAUGACAUCGUGGUUUCGUGGAG